UUUCAAAUCAUACGGAUGGAAUUUUAAGAACAAUUGUCGGUGCCGCUGAUCGGAAAUGGUUUUAUUUCCAACGAUCUUUAGUGAUGCUGAAAUGCGUGUGAUUAUGUAAAAGUUCUGUGGCAGCUUUAUUUGUGCGAGGUGCAAUGGAUAAAACGAAAUUGUUAACUAUACUGAUUGCAAGCGCCCUCUGUCAAACGUGUCGGGCCGGUCGAAUAGCCUUCCCAGAAAGCCGACAAUCAUCACCUGCUUCAAAAGACCAGUCCCAAGCCCAAGCCAGAAGUCUGAACGUUGCCCCUUCAGCGUCUUCCCGACAGGAAGAGUUCGAAGGUCGCAGCUAUCGAGGAGGUUACAGUCAAUCGGCCGGUAAACGACCCGACUACAGUCGCUACAGUGUCUAUGAACACGAGGAUGACUACGCACGUCCUUCAACGACGUACUAUGCGACAUCUACGACGGCACGGCCUUAUACCAGUAUUGCCACAACUCGACAAGCCUACAAUAGGCAGCCGAACGCAUACUUCAAUCGACUUCCACCGGCAAAGAAUGACGAUCCGAUUGAAGCGGAAGAUGAUUACAGUGACGAGGAAGACGUUGAAGAAGCUCCCGAUCCACCGAGUAGUCCGGCAAGCUCGUCUGCAGCAGAUUACAGUAGCAGCAGUAAUGGUGGGUACGGUGGAAAGCCAGUGGAGUUCAACAAUAUCUUUUACGGGUUGAACGAUAAGUUUGGAGGUUUGAAUUUAGGGAAUUUAUUCGGAGAAAAUCGUACAAAACACAAGUUUAAGUUCAAACGACGGAAACCUGGACAACCUUGCAUUCCUUAUGAUGUGUUCAACCGACUACGAAACGGAAGGGACGCUAGCGGGAAUCGCAUCGAACCGAAGACGCUGUAUCCUCCGUUGAGUUUAGUUCUUGCGGACGUUAACUACUACAGUCCACAGAACCACUACAACGGACAUGGGGGAGCCUCGGAUACGGGAAGUGGAGCAACGUUCAACAACCACUACUACGACGCUGUAGGUGGUUAUCCUUGUGUUGGAGUUAACUUUGGCCACAAACCACAUCGGCCAUUCCGACCUCACGGUGGCCCUCUAGGGUUUUUCGGUCAGGGCGGCCUUUUCGAUUGGACGACCUCCAAUGAUGCCGUCCAGAGUGACACUGGAGAAGACGACGGCACAACAACCGGCGGCACCGGCACUAAACCGCAAGUGGUGUUCAACCUGAACGAUGCCAUUGAUACAGUGGCAACCAAUUGGAAACCAGGCCAGGGAUUUCAGUCGAUGAUGCAGGUGCUGGCUGAGUUCAUAACGUCGGUCGCUGGGGGUGCUCCAAUUGCAGCCGGGGAUGUUGUUGGAGAUGCUGUUGAUACAGUGAGGAAAGUGAAUAAGGAGUUUACUAGUUUGUUUACCGGUUAGUUUUUAGAGCAUUAACGAAUGAUGUACAAAACGAACGAAAUGAGUAAAUUAAUUGUUGAAACUAAUAUUAGAUAAGUGUCUGUUGAGAUUAACUU
This is a messenger RNA of Uranotaenia lowii, 1507 nucleotides long. RefSeq lists its product as uncharacterized. Lineage: Eukaryota; Metazoa; Arthropoda; Insecta; Diptera; Culicidae. Bases 144 to 1412 code for a protein of 422 amino acids. The transcript is spliced from 3 exons. The record is from RefSeq and is a predicted model, not a curated record.